UCCUCAUCACGCCUCUCAACUCUCCCCACCCAAGCCUCCAAACAACGCCAACUCUCACACCUGAACUCGCAACUCGCACAGCUCACAGCACACAUGUCUGAUCUCGAAAACUUGCUACGCAUGACUGCUGUGCAAGCUGAGGGGAUGAGAGGAUUGGGAGGCUAUGCGGGUGCUAUGUUUAUGGCUGCGUCCAAAGUCCUGGGCGAGGAGGCUGUGAAG
Molecule: messenger RNA, 219 nt
Organism: Aureobasidium namibiae CBS 147.97
Lineage: Eukaryota; Fungi; Ascomycota; Dothideomycetes; Dothideales; Saccotheciaceae
Exons: 1
Biological process (GO): attachment of spindle microtubules to kinetochore
Cellular component (GO): DASH complex
Source: RefSeq, a predicted model, not a curated record